CCCGCGGAAGCUUCCGCCGGCGCCCGACAAAACCCGCGGCGCAGGAGCGGCGCGCGCGGGGGGCGGCGCGAGGGAGGCGGCCGGGCGGCGGCGCGCGGGGAGUCGGGGCGGUUGACCGGCCUCGCCCGCCCCGCCCGCAGAAGCAAGAUGGUGAAGGAGACCCGGCUCUACGACGUCCUGGGGGUGAGGCCCGGCGCCGCCCCGGAGGAGAUCCGGAAGGCCUACCGCAGGCUGGCGCUCAAGUACCACCCGGACAAGAACCCGGAGGAGGGCGAGAAGUUUAAGCUCAUAUCCCAGGCAUAUGAAGUGCUUUCAGAUCCAAAGAAAAGGGACAUUUAUGACGAGGGCGGUGAGCAGGCGAUUAAGGAAGGGGGCUCGGGCAGCCCCAGCUUCUCUUCGCCCAUGGACAUCUUUGACAUGUUCUUUGGUGGCGGCGGACGGAUGGCUAGAGAGAGAAGAGGCAAGAAUGUUGUACAUCAGUUGUCUGUAACUCUUGAAGAUUUAUAUAAUGGAGUCACAAAGAAACUGGCCCUCCAGAAAAAUGUAAUUUGUGAGAAAUGUGAAGGUGUUGGUGGGAAGGAGGGGUCUGUGGAGAAGUGUCCCCUGUGCAAGGGCCGCGGGAUGCAGGUCCACAUCCAGCAGAUCGGGCCGGGCAUGGUGCAGCAGAUCCAGACUGUGUGCAUUGAGUGCAAGGGCCAGGGCGAGCGCAUCGACCCCAAGGACCGCUGUGAGAGCUGCUGCGGGGCCAAGGUAGUCUGCGAGAAGAAGGUCCUGGAGGUGCACGUGGAGAGAGGUAUGAAAGAUGGGCAAAAGGUACUCUUUCACGGAGAAGGAGAUCAGGAGCCUGAGCUGGAGCCUGGCGAUGUCAUAAUUGUGCUUGAUCAGAAGGAUCAUAGUGUCUUUCAGAGGCGAGGCCACGACUUGAUCAUGAAAAUGAAAAUUCAGCUUUCUGAAGCCCUCUGUGGCUUCAAGAAGAUGAUAAAAACCCUGGAUGACCGAGUCCUUGUGAUCACAUCCACAUCAGGUGAGGUGAUAAAGCAUGGGGACCUGAGAUGUGUCCGUAAUGAAGGAAUGCCAAUCUACAAAGCACCCCUGGAGAGAGGGACUCUGAUCAUACAGUUUUUAGUCAUCUUCCCUGAGAAGCACUGGCUUUCUCAAGACAAGCUUCCUCAGCUGGAAGCCUUACUCCCUCCUCGGCAGAAAGUGAGGGUCACAGACGACAUGGAUCAAGUGGAGCUGAAGGAGUUCAACCCCAGUGAGCAGAACUGGCGUCAGCACAGGGAGGCAUACAAGGAGGACGACGACGGGCCCCGGGCUGGUGUGCAGUGCCAGACGGCAUGACGGCUCAGCCAGACUAGCACGUGACGAAGAGUACAGUGGGCACAGUGAAACGCGUCACCUCACUGGCCUCAUGUUUGGGUGUCCUGUGUGUGUGCCCAGCAUCCUUAAUUGCUAAGUGUCUCUGGUUUUUCUUUUGGUUGUAACUUAAGUUAUAGCUUAAUUUAUACGUAAAUGUUUUAAAUGUGAAUCACCUCUUGUCUGCACAUGGCAUCGGUUUAUUUACACCUUCAGGAUACAUCUGAGGAGCCAGUGACACACUAUGACAUGUGGUUCUCAUGGCUUUGCCCAGGUAGCAGCCCUUGGCACCCCAGAAACCUGUGGGCACCAGGUGGGCAUCUGGCCCUUGGCUGGCUGGGCUCUCCCUACCUCCCGUGGGGGUUGUGGAGGGUGGGACAUUUCUGCAUCUGGAUCCUAGGCGAUCCUCAAGAACAGAGGUGCAACCGGAUUGCGCUUGCUCCGGUGCCUGCUUCACAUGGGGUUUCUCCUGCUCCGUGCCCUGGAGUGGCUGGAAUGGGGUGAGUCCAACCAGCUCUCCCAGAAGCCGCCUGAACCUCCCAAGCCUCGUGGUGAGGACAAACCGGUGUUUUAACUGAAAUGCCGAUACAGCUGUUUGCCUGGUACCCCCAUGCCUUGUUCUCUGUGGUUUCAGGAUCUGUUGACCUUUGCAGUGUGCUCCCACCCAAGUGCGUGCUUGUAAAAAACUCAGCCUCCUGCCUCCCCUGCUGCUUCAGUGCAGUGGAAGGCAUGGCAGAAUGUCUGGUGGCCGUGGGGCCCUGUGGCUCCGCCAGCUUCCUGUCUGACCAGGGACCCUGGGUGGCUUGAGGGUCUGGAAAGCAUUUUCCUCUGCUCCCAGAUCCAACUCCCUUCUGAAGGGGCAUGCUCCCCUUGUUGCACAGCCAUAGUACAAGGGCUUCCUGCUCAAGUGAUACUGGUUUGGAGACAGCUUCUAUGGUGACAGCGGGCCAGGUGGACUAGCUGUAAAUGGAAGCCCGUUUGAAGGAACCUUAGUCAUGAGGUCACCCCUGGCAGGGAGACCACAACUGAAAUUUAGGGUUACCUCAGCCUGCACCAUUGCUGCUCCGUUCCUCCCACAGCAGCCAUGAAGAGAAGCUGCUGGGCUGCAGUAGAGGCUCUUUGGAGCAGAGGAUCCACACGUACUUGCUCAUUCAGUCCCUGAGGGUGCAGUCAAACCAGGGCCUCCCGAGGGUCAAAGGGCAGGUAAAGCCUGAGGCAGGUGAGCCGGCUGGAAGGACCACAUUGCUGCCCAGAAGGUGGCCAGAAAUUUGCUCAGAAUAGGUAAAGAGCCCACCUUUGCCUGUCUGACCAUCAGUCAGGACAGACACAAAACCUAUUCUUCCAACUAAGCCUGUGUGGAAAUUGACUUACACACAGACCACAGCUUCAGGGUGUUCCGUGGGCUGUGACUUCCUGAGAAAUUACUGCAUUCAGCUCCUUAUAAAUGGAAUUUGGAGGUUACUUAAAACUUAACUCCACUUGUACAUUUUACUUUAAAAUUAAAAUUGAGCUGGUAUGAA
This is a messenger RNA of Manis pentadactyla (Chinese pangolin), 2876 nucleotides long. RefSeq names its product DnaJ heat shock protein family (Hsp40) member A4 (gene DNAJA4). The record is from RefSeq and is a predicted model, not a curated record. Gene Ontology annotation, cellular component: cytoplasm; cytosol. The coding region runs from base 148 to 1341 and encodes 397 amino acids. Lineage: Eukaryota; Metazoa; Chordata; Mammalia; Pholidota; Manidae. The transcript has 7 exons. Gene Ontology annotation, molecular function: Hsp70 protein binding; ATP binding. Gene Ontology annotation, biological process: protein refolding; response to heat.